GGAGAGUGCGCGUCGCCGAAUGGUGAAACGACCCUCGCUCGUCCUAGUAGUCCCUGUUGUCCCUGCUGGUCCCAAAUGCAAGGGUCAACUCGUCCCAUCCCAAUCACACUGCUUAGCGACCCUUGGAUGAUUUCACUAGUCGGGCCCCUCCGACCAAUCCAGGGCCGUUCUUCACGGUCCUGCAGAUGCAAUGCCAGCAAUACCGUAUGUACUUCGAACCAAGAAGAAUAAGAAAAAUGCCCGACCACCAAAAACAGGGAAAAAAGGAAAAAUAAAAUUCGCUGGACAGUAAUGACAAUCUCCUGCACAAAAGACCAAAUACAAGACCAAGCCUCCUAAAGCAAAAUGCUAGGACACUAACUACAUUGAAGCCCCCGACCCAUCUUUGGCACACGUGGACAGGGAUUCUUACACACCGUCCCUUUCUUGAUGGGCCCUAAAAAAGCCCUUCCCCUCUCUUUCUCCCACUUGGCACUUGCGAGCUGGGUGGAUUCUUAACAGAGUGGGACCUCUUUCUAUUUCUUCAUACUUCCUGUUCCUGUUCCUGUUCCUGGUGACCUUGACGGCAACCGAGGGCGGCUCCCCUGUUCAACAUUCUACUCAACCCUGGACGGGUCCACUUGAUAUUAAAGACCUUUCCCUUGGCCCUGUUACAGGAGAAGGAACUGGUUCUUCUUUACAGUUCUCUCCAUUCGUGGGCUUGUCUGGCAUUCGUUCAAGAAACUGGCACGUCUCCCUGAGGUUGGUUGUUGGGUAUCACUUUUCCUUGAUAAAGGAUAUUGCCGUGUCACAUUUCUGUGCCUCAUUAUUUUCGUCCUUCGUUGCGGGCUGGUUUCUCCCUGAUCUGAUCUAAUCAUUCGCUUCCUACGACUCCUGUCCGGAACAGUUUGACUCUUGCAUGAAACGUACUGUGAUUUGUGAUCUUUCUCAUACGUCCUCGCCCAUCAUGUACGAGCCUACCACCACUCUGUCUCUGCAUCGUCUGAGCCGGCAAAGCCUCCAAAAGCGGUAUGAAUCAGAUGAAGAAGAUGUUUCAGAAUCGGACGCUGGCGGCCACGACUUUAUCCCACCAUUGACAGGCUCUCAGCGAGCCGCGACGUUUGACUCGGAUAUCAGCGCCGACGAGAACUCGCAUGAUGACCCCGACUCAGACCGGGAGCAGCAGCUGCUGGCACCAUAUCGUGGAGCGAAGCGGCAACGUCCCGUCUCUAUAGACACCGUGAAGCGAAGCAGCGACGUCAGUUUCGUGGAAGAUGCAUACGUCUUUGACCCUGAAGAGGACAUUGUUUUGGAACUGCCUUCGCCAGAUAGUCCUGCUCCGCUGGCAUCGAGUCUGUUCUUGCAGCCAACAAUCUAUGUCUCCCCUAACACUCCCCCGACCACGACCAACGUUCGUUCUCGCUCGUCAUCGCCAUCGUCUAUCUUCUCUGUGGAAAACGCCGAGAUUCAGAUUGCCAAGAAGAUCACCCUGAUGGAGCCCCCAACCCGACCGACCUUGGUGUUCAUCAACUCACUAGGAUCGCGCUCUAAGAAUGCCAGAUCUCGACCGAGCCGGUCUCGCACAAGGGCAAACCCUCGAGAUCGCGAGUCCCGUAUCUUCGAUGGAAGAUUCGAAAACGGGCUCGCGGUCCCACGGCUGACCGAGACGAAAAAUCCAUCGAAUGACACGGAGACUUCCGAGUCUACCUCAGAUGAAUCUACAUGUACGACACCUGCCAUGCCCAUUACGGACGACGACACGCUCCGUCCUCCUCUCCAAAGCGCAACCAUCAACCGCGUUUCUGAGAUCCCAGUGGUUCCAUUCCUACCCCCAUCCCCACGCAUCAGGCCACAAUCAAUGUAUCGCCCACGACCACGCACCGCCGGCGCUGAGAAGUCCUUCCCAGCCAUGCCCAACGCACGACCACGACGUCCCACGGAAACCGGCCAUCGACCAGCCUCCAUCCGCAGCAACAGCAACAGCAGCGUGCCCUCCUUUGCAUCCCGCCCAGCCUCCCCCUUCCCGUCCGAUUUGGGCUAUAUCCCAGAUCAUUACAGCGAAGUCGGAUCCCUUCUUUCCCGCACCUGCAGCCCAGUUUCCUGCGCCUCCUCCCCACCGACCACCUACCAGCCCCCAACCCAGUCUCAGUCCCAGCCCCCGAAACGCGGCCACACCAGUUCAAAGCACAGCGUAUCUAAUAUCCUAUCCCCAAGAUCCCCAAUGAUGCGCCGCAUGACACGCAAGCACUCGGCCACAUCCAGCAUCCAUUCCAUGAGCAGCCUACGCUCGGAAAUGGAUAUCUCCAACGGUCAGACUCCUAUACCUCCCAUGCCCACCUCGGGGAGUCAGAGUCAUUUGCCACUGACAGCGAUGAAUGGUGAUUCCCACAUUGUGCGGAAAUCGAGUCAACGCCGUCAUGCACGACAUAAUAGUGCUGCACCCGGUGGACGGAAGUUCAUGGGACUGAAGCUGGGGAAAAAGUCCUUCACAAAGGCCUAAUU
Molecule: messenger RNA, 2481 nt
Organism: Penicillium brasilianum
Lineage: Eukaryota; Fungi; Ascomycota; Eurotiomycetes; Eurotiales; Aspergillaceae
Source: the annotation of a GenBank genome assembly